UCUCUUUCUCUCUCUUAUCAUUCCUCGCUCUCUCUCUCUCCGUUAAUCCCGAUUCGUCCGUUCGUCUCUCUUUCUCUCUCUCUCUCUCUCUCUAACUUUUUCGGUUUAUGUUUUCUCUGUGCCCCAAAGGCGUUCGGAAGCCAUUUCUUCGUUCAUUUCAAUCCUCUCUCUCUCAUCUUCUUCGCUCAUGGCGUCCCAAUUUCUCAAGAAAUAUGGUCUUAGAGAGAGAAACCCAGACCCCCAAAAAGCCGCACUCUUAGUGAUAGACAUGCAAAAUUACUUCUCUGGAAUCGCAGCGCCAAUCCUUCCCACCAUUAAAGCCACCAUUGACCUCUGUAGAAGCCAGAAAAUACCAGUUAUUUUCACUCGCCAUGGCCAUAAGCCAUCAAAAGAAGACUCUGGCAUGUUAGGUGAAUGGUGGAACAAUGAUCUCAUCAUCAAUGGGACCCCUGAAUCUGAGCUUUUGCCUGAAAUUGGAAGGAAAACCAGUGAAAAAAUCGUCCAAAAGAACACUUACAGUGGUUUCCAUGGCACUGAUAUGGAGGAUUACUUGAAGAGUUUGGGGAAAACUGAGGUUAUUGUCACAGGGGUUAUGACUAAUCUUUGUUGUGAGACCACUGCGAGGGAUGCUUUCGUCAGGGGUUUUAGGGUUUUCUUCUCGACUGAUGCCACUGCGACUGCAGACCAGGAGCUCCAUGAAGCCGCUCUCAAGAAUUUGGGUUAUGGGUUUGCUUACCUUGUUGAUUAUGAGAAGCUGGAAGAGGCUUUUAGUAACAACAAGAGGAGUUCGAGGUCGAUUGUGUAAUUAAGCUUCCGGGCCAGCCUCAGGUUGAUUUCCGGCAUUAUGCAGGACAUGUAAACAUCGACGAAGUUCAUGGAAAGACCGUCUUUUACUGGUUUUUUGAGUCACAAAAGAGACCAAAAAAUAAGCCCCUAGUGAUGUGGCUUAAUGGAGGUAAUUUACUUCUUAAUUGAUUAAUUUGUCUAUAGAUAUUCAUAAUUGAAACAAAUUUUCAAAAAAUAAGCAAUUAUAUGUGAUUGAUUAUCCAUUAAUCGCCAAAAUCAAGCCUUAUUUUGGAAAUUAGCUAUUGGGUGUUUUGUAAAUAAAUGGAAUGUUAUGAACUUAUGAUCUCUUAAAGAGGUUUUUACAGGCAAUAAUAAUGAUGUAAUGUAGUCUGGGAGUGAUAUAUUUGAUUCCAGAUAUUGGAUGGUUCGAAUUUAGUGGAACUUGCAUAUGUAUUCCUUUCAUUUGAAUAUUUUGAUUUGUUUUUUCUCUAGUUGCUUUGAACAAUAUAUAUUUUCUGAUCAUUAUAUCUUUCGUAAUUGUGUUCUAUAAACUUCAAAACAAUAGCUGGUACUGAUGGACAGUCUGGAAUAAUUAGAAGCGGAUGUUGUGCUCUGGAUCUAGACUGAUUUUAUAAUACGAUGAAAUCUAGACCGUUUGUCUUGACAAAAGGAAAUCUGAACCAUUGUUAAGUUAUAUGAGGCCUCGUUGAGUAUCUACGCAAGUAUGCCUUGUGAACAUUCUUGACUCUUUGAGCUUUUCUCUAAUAAUAAUGGAAAGAAUAAUGGAAAAUAUACACUAUGAGUCUUUAUUUUUUGGUAAAUAAAUGUCACAAUAACUACUCGACAUCAAAUGCAAAAUCAGGUGACUUGGAUGCACCAUUGAAUGAGGUCAAGUCCAACAAAAAAUUGUUCUGAUAUUCUAGCAACCCAAUUAUAAAUCUAGCCAUUGGUCAUUGUGAGUUUCUUGUACUUGGGGCUCGCACGCGGGUUGGGUCGCACUCAGGUCUAGGUUCGGGGUUGAGAUCAGUUCCAACUUUUAUGACUGACAGGUUGUGUCCGGGUCCGUUAAGGACGUGACCAACCUGGCCCAGUAUAUUCUCUAUAUUUUAGAACAUAUAAAAUAUAUUUCAUAUUUUUAAUUUUUAAUUUUUGCAUAUUCUGACCCAAACCCAACUGGACCUCGGGCUAGGUUUGGAUCCUACCACCCACUUUGCCUGGUCCAACCCGGACCCGACCUGUUUAUACCCUACUUAUACCUAAACGGUCUUAUAGCAUAAAAAUCCUCUACCUCCGCUGCUGCUAUAUUGUAUGAUCCUUAAGUCUAAUGAUUUUACUAGAUCGGUCAACUAGAUUUCAAACUAUGAUUUAAAAUUAAAAGAAUAUUUGCUUUUCAUCGAUUAUGUUGAUUUUAUUGAUUUAAAAUUGUAAUAGUUAUUACUUGAAAUUACUUUCUUUUCAGUGGUUUUUGACCUAGUGCAAUGAGAUUUAUCAGUGCAUUAAGUAUUUACAUUCUUAUAUUCAGAGCCGUUUUCUAAGUCAUUGAUUAUUAUCAUUAAUUGGUAGUUUUUGCUUGAAAUUACUUUUUUUUCAAUGGUUUUUAACCUAGUGCAAUGAGAUUUAUCAGUGCAUUAAGUAUUUACAUUCUUAU
Amborella trichopoda is the source of this 2434-nucleotide messenger RNA. NCBI's taxonomy places the organism in Eukaryota, Viridiplantae, Streptophyta, Magnoliopsida, Amborellales, Amborellaceae. The record is from RefSeq and is a predicted model, not a curated record.